AUGGGGAAGAUUGGGAAUAUUAUUCAUGGGUUAAAGCCUCCAAUGUUAAUGGUGGUGAGUCAGGUAAUGUUUGCUGGGGUUAAUGUCAUGUAUAAAUUUGCAGCGAAUGAUGGGAUGAACUUGAGGAUUAUCAUCGCUUACAGAUUCAUAUUUGCCACAGCCGUCAUGGUUCCUCUUGCUCUUAUUCUUGAAAGGAAAAGCUUGGGAGAAAUCAAUGGAAUGGUACUAUUUUAUGCAUUCCUUUGUGGGUUAUUUGGGGGAGCACUAGGUCAAAACUUGUACCUGCAAAGCUUGGUGUAUACAUCUGCAACAUUUGUUUCUGCCAUGAUCAACCUGGCUCCAGCCAUUACUUUUAUUUUGGCCAUUUUGUUUAAGUUGGAGAAACUGGGGCUAGGAACAGUCGCUGGGAAGGCAAAGGUGUUGGGGACAUUACUAGGAAUAGGCGGAGCAAUGGUCUUCACAUUUUACAAAGGGGUAGAAAUCAACAUCUGGUCUACACAUGUAAACCUUUUGCACCAUCAUCAGCAAUCGACAGGAAGCCCUGGACCUUCAUCAAAUGAUCCUGGCAGAUUCAUUCUGGGUGCAUUCUUGGGCCUUUUGAGUUGCAUUUCAUUCGCUUUGUGGUUGAUCAUUCAGGCUAAGAUGAACGCGAGAUUCCCUUAUCUUAAUUCAAGCACUGCUUUAAUGUGCAUAAUGGGAUCAAUACAGGGUACUAUAGUUGCCCUUUGCACAGAAAGAGAUUGGAGUCAAUGGAAACUAGGCUGGAAUAUUAGGCUUUUAAGUGUAGCUUUCGCGGGAAUCAUGGGCUCUGCUUUGAUGGUCUUCUUGGUCUCUUGGGGCAUUCGCUUGAGAGGUCCCCUGUAUGCCUCUAUUUUCAAUCCUUUGGGGCUUGUAUUUGUUGCCAUAGCAGGAUCUCUUAUACUGGAUGAAAAGCUGCACUUGGGAAGUAUACUAGGAGGAAUGCUGAUUGUGUGUGGACUUUAUGUGGUGCUGUGGGGCAAAGCCAGAGAGAUGAAGCAGAAUACUCGAUUAGUACCAACAACUAAUGAAUCUGAAGGAACACAAGAAGUUGAUCAAAUGGAGAACAAGGAAAGAGCAGAAGCAUUUCCCCAUAAUAUUACCAUUCAGCCUUGAGCAAAAUGUCCUUUUCAUGAGGCCAACUUCCUUUUACCAGUAGUAGCUAGAAGUUACACAGAUUUUGGAGUAGUUGUUGCAGAAGACUCUCCAAAGCUUCGUUGUUACUUUGUUAAUAAUAUUUCAUUUUUUUUAUUCAUGAUGUAAAAUAUUCAAUUUUUUUAUUCAUAUUUUUUUUGAAUUUGU
Molecule: messenger RNA, 1320 nt
Organism: Theobroma umbraticum
Lineage: Eukaryota; Viridiplantae; Streptophyta; Magnoliopsida; Malvales; Malvaceae
Product: WAT1-related protein At1g68170
Cellular component (GO): membrane
Molecular function (GO): transmembrane transporter activity
Source: RefSeq, a predicted model, not a curated record